Messenger RNA from Clunio marinus, 331 nucleotides. NCBI's taxonomy places the organism in Eukaryota, Metazoa, Arthropoda, Insecta, Diptera, Chironomidae. The record is from the annotation of a GenBank genome assembly.
GAACUUACUUCGCAGUGUUCAUUGAGUUUAAAGUCAAAAAUGAAGUUGAAAAUAAUUGUUUUCUUUAUUGCUGUAAUAAUUCUUAUCGCAAAUGGAGCUGAAAAUUCAGACGCAAAUUGUUUGUUGAAGCCUGAAAGGGGUUCAUGUGAUCGAGAUGUCACUCAGUAUGCCUUCAACCCAGACACAAAAAAAUGUGAAGAAUUUAAAUAUGGGGGUUGUGGAGGAAAUGGGAACCGAUUUAUGACACUGAGUCUUUGCCGCAGACAUUGUGAAUAAUUCUCGAUUCUCAGACAUUGUCGAUAAUCUAAAAAUAAAGUUCCUAAAGUAAACA